Molecule: messenger RNA, 3157 nt
Organism: Pomacea canaliculata
Lineage: Eukaryota; Metazoa; Mollusca; Gastropoda; Architaenioglossa; Ampullariidae
Product: GRIP and coiled-coil domain-containing protein 1-like
Exons: 11
Coding region: 367-2568 (733 amino acids)
Cellular component (GO): Golgi apparatus
Source: RefSeq, a predicted model, not a curated record
UUGCAUUUAGUAAUAUUUGAUUAUGUUUUGACACUUCUGUGUAAUAGCUGAAAAUAUUCAUGCUGUCAAAUACAUCUUUUUCUACCCCUUUAGUUUUCCCAAACAGUAACAGCAGCAAACAAAUGGGAUUUUUAGGAUGGAGGGUCUGAGUAAGGAUUUAUGUCAAUAAAACUGCACAGGGCAUUCCAUCUGUUGUCUUCUAACAAUCAAUAAGACUGGGAAGAUCUAGAUUGCAGGCAGCAUGUGUGUGAUAAAUCAGAAGCAUACCUUAAUGCUUCAAUAUUGUGAUAGUUAGGUUUAAGUAAUAGUGUAGAGAAAAGAGACUAAAAGAAAGACUUUGUGUGCUUUUAUUUUGUUUCCCUUGAAAUGGAUUCUAAGAGUUUGACUGACCUUGACUGGCCGUAUGAAAAUAUAGCUUUUAAUGCAGCAGGGUAUGUGAUGGAUCGUGCCGGCAGGAAUGACUCGCGCAAAACUAUUGAAAGCCUGAAAGAUCAGCUACAACAAUACAAAGACAAGCUUAGAGAUGUGGUGGCAGCAUACAAAUCUCUGGCAAAGGAGAAAGAAGCGCUUGAGGCCAGUCUUGCUGCCCUCAGUUCUUCUGAUAUGGCAAGAGGUGACAGAAUGUGUGGGGAAGCUGUAACAUCAAGGGAACCUCAAAAUGCUGCACAUAUAGCUAGUUCUGAGGCGGCAGCUGAUCCGCUUGGGGUCACUCAGCCUUCAGAUGAUGGAACCCCCCAGAUGAAAGCUUUGAAAGAGCAGCUCAGAAUUUUAACAGUUUCCAUGACAACAUUGACACAGGAGAAAAACAGAAUAGAAAGUCAGUUUUUAGCAGAUAACAAGCAACUACGGCAAGAUAACGAAGAGUUGAUGAGAAAGGCAGAGGAAGACAGAGUGUUGUGGAGUGCAAAGAAGGAAACAUUGGAACAGCAGAUACAAGAGUUAAAAAGUAGAAUCCGAGGAUUACAGCUGGAGCGUGAAAAGGAGCAGACAGAUUAUGCUGUUAUGCUCAGAGAACUACAAAAGCUGCUUUCUGAGGAACGCUUACAGAAAGAAGCUCUUGAACUGCAACUGGAUGAAAUGCGAAGGACAUUAUAUGAACAAAACACUAACAACAUCGUCUUAGAGGAAUAUGAAAAAAAAAUACGUGAGUUGUCGCAGGAACUCAACUCGGUGCGAGACCGCAUGCAAAGAGCAGAGAUUAAAGCUAGCCAGCCCUCACCUUUUGUGCUGGAACUGCAAAAAGAAAUGGUUGAAAUGAAGAAUGAACACCAGAGGAUUGUGUCUCAGGAACAACACAAGGCAACUGAAGCUGAACAUCGUCUACAGCAGCAUUCCACUCAAAGCGAAGAACGUAUCUCUAGUCUUGAGGAAAAACUGUCAGAACUUUCUGAAGUUGUUGGCAACUAUGAACGUCUUCGUUUCCAGGAUCAACAGGCUAUAAACAAGCUGAAAGAACGCGUGACACAGCUGGACAUUGAAAACACUGCUUUGGUUCGGGCUUCUAAACCAUAUAGUGGCAACAGUAAUGAAGAUGAGCAUCUUGAUGUUCAUGCCCUGUUUGAUCAAAUCUUACACCUGAAGAAGACACUCUUGGCUGCUAAUCAAAAAUCUGAGAAACCUUUAGAUCUCAGUGAACUGUUCACUCUGGAGAGUCAGGUGAAGAAUGAGUGUACAUCAUGUGAAUACUUGAAAGAAGAACUUGAGCAACUGAAAGAAGAUUAUGAACGCUACAAACUCCGUGCCCAGUCUGUAUUAAAAAAUAAACACAAGGAAAAGUCAUCAUCAAAAGAAGUGGACAUUUUGAAGGAGCAAGUGUCAGAUCUUCGAGAACGGCUGAAGACAUCUUCUACACAUCACCAAGAAGAGGUUGAGCAGCUGCAGCUGAAAAUUGACAGUCUAAGUCGUUCCAUGCUGGCUCAGGCAGAUGCUCACAAGGCUGAGCUAGGCCACCUGAAGAACGCUCACCAGAAGGAAAUUUUUGUUCUGGAACAGGAGGCAAAGAAACAAAGAGAAAGAACAGUUGCCCUAUUAGCAGAAAAAGACCAGGAAAUUGAGAAUCUGCGAUCAUCAUCUCAUGACUACUACUCACGUAUGAAAGAUUUGAGUCUGGAAAGCCUGCAUGAUGGAGAUGGUCUUCUUCAAGGGGAAGCAGAUGUAAAUGACACAGUAGCACAGUUACUAAUGCAGCCCCCUGCUCAAGGGGAAGCAACCCUUCUCCACUUUGCUCAAGAAAAAGCAAGGCAGGAUGUAGAAAUAGUGGGGCUCAGACGACAUAAGCACCAGCUUGAGAACGCUUUAAGAGAGCUCCAACAUUCCAUGAGUCUAAAGGAAGAGAAAUCCCAAGAUGCUUUGCAGAAGUUAGAAGAACAGAUCCACAAACUUGAACGAGACAAAAGUAGAGAGAGUGCCAAUUUAGAAUACCUUAAAAAUGUUUUUCUGAAGUUUCUGGUCAGUACCUCUUAUGACACCCAUGGAAGGACACAGAUGCUUAAAGCUAUUGCCACAAUACUUCAGUUCAGUCCUGCAGAAAAAGAACUUGUGAAAUCAAAUGUACACAUGAAACUAUGAUAGUCUUUCAUUGUGACUUAUUUAUGAUGAAAAUUGGAUUCUGCUCUGGAUACCUUUCAAGUGUAAAUAAAUACCUCAUUUGUUUUCCUGUUUCAUUCACAUUCAACCCUUGUAUUGUGUUAUCAUUAUGCCUUCAUUAUGCUUCCAACGUUAAUAGAUGUGCUUGCAUGUCUGCUUUGUCAUGGUUAGAUAUUCAAGUAAAUUGAGACCUAUUAUCAUUUUUGCAGUCUUGUCAGAUCGACUUGAACUAAGACUUUUUGUACAUUGCAUAAACACGUGGGAGGUUACAGAAACAGUGUAUUCAAACAAAACACUUAUUUCGUGAUAAGGAUUUAAAUAAGCACUGUAGUCUUGUUUUGUAGUCUAAAUUAUGGACAAUAAUAAUGGAAUAACUUUUAUUUCAGUAUGAGAAGGCUGUGUGUAUGCACAUGCACACCUUAUUUUAUUGUGCAGGGCACAAAGAACUAACAGGUUUGCAUAACAAUUUUUUAAUGAUAUUUCAAUACAGUCAUGAAUUCUUUAAUGGGCAUCUAUGUAUAUAAACAUUCACUAUUAUGAUUAUGUAAUAAAGAGGCAUAUAAAGUAUUAA